CUCCUCCCAGUUCUGUGUGCCGUUGCGAGGGGUACUUGAUGGUGUUCUCAUCACCCAUCUCAAAGCUACUAGCAGACACUGUAGCGCUAAAAACGCUGAUUAACAAUAUGGAGUAGCAUGCACGCGUCUGGGCAUUCUUUUCAUCCAUUCCCUUUGAUGGAUGUGCACGUCCAGUGGAAUAUACGUUCAUCGCACGAUUGAGAUCCAGACUGAUCCAUUCUUUGCUGAGACAACAUGGCUUCUGACAACACACAGCGCAGUUACUCCAUCAUCCCAUGUUUCAUCUUCGUAGAGCUGGUGAUAAUGGCAGGGACCGUCCUGCUGGCCUACUACUUUGAGCUGACCGACACGUUCGGCAUCCACGUCCAGGGGUUCUUCUGCAACGAUGCUGACCUGAUGAAGCCGUACCCCGGGGUGGACGAGAGCAGCUUCAUCCCUCCCCUCAUCCUCUACUGCGUGGUCGCCGCUGUUCCCACCACCAUCAUCUUCAUCGGGGAGGUAUCCAUGUACAUCAUGAAGUCCACACGGGAGGUGCUUCUAACCCAGGAGAAGACCAUGGUGACGGGGAAGUGCUGCUACCUGAACGCCCUUACCAGGAGAGUCAUCAGGUUUAUUGGUGUGUUUGCGUUUGGUCUGUUUGCGACAGACAUCUUUGUAAACGCGGGGCAGGUGGUGACGGGCAACCUGGCGCCGUACUUCCUGUCUGUCUGUAAGCCCAACUACACCGGCACAGAGUGUCGCUUCAACCACCAGUUCAUCUCCAACGGUAACAUCUGUACCGGCAGCCCGGUCGUCGUGGAGAAGGCUCGACGCUCCUUCCCUUCCAAAGACGCCUCGCUCAGCGUCUACUCUGCUGUCUACGUCACUAUGUACAUCACUAGCACCAUAAAGACUAAGAGUAGUCGCCUGGCCAAACCGGUGCUGUGCCUGGGAACCCUCUGUACAGCAUUCCUCGCCGGGCUCAACCGGGUCUCGGAGUACCGGAACCACUGUUCUGAUGUCAUCGCUGGGUUCAUCCUUGGUAGCUGUAUCGCUCUGUUCCUGGGUAUCUGUGUGGUGAACAACUUUAAAGGAACCCACUCCCCUCCUGCCAAACAGAAGAGUGAAGAUUACCGUGGUCUCCCUCUAAUGACCUUCCCCCGCAUCCAGAGCCCCCUGCAGACACUCAGCGCACAGAACCAUUCGGCAUCGAUGACCGAGGUCACAUGACUAGCGGGGACCGAGGGGGGUCAGCACCGGGUCACCUUUGCGUCUCCUCAACACAUCUUCUAGGCACAAUGUGUUGUACUGUCAUGCUACUACUGUAAAAAAGGACAGUAUUCUGGUGUAACUAGUUAGAGGCUGAUGUUUUGUACAUUU
This is a messenger RNA of Oncorhynchus gorbuscha (pink salmon), 1359 nucleotides long. Its product is annotated as phospholipid phosphatase-related protein type 1-like. The coding region runs from base 235 to 1209 and encodes 324 amino acids. Gene Ontology annotation, biological process: phospholipid dephosphorylation; signal transduction; phospholipid metabolic process. The record is from RefSeq and is a predicted model, not a curated record. NCBI's taxonomy places the organism in Eukaryota, Metazoa, Chordata, Actinopteri, Salmoniformes, Salmonidae. The transcript is spliced from 8 exons. Gene Ontology annotation, molecular function: phosphatidate phosphatase activity.